Messenger RNA from Rotaria sordida, 2115 nucleotides. The record is from the annotation of a GenBank genome assembly. NCBI's taxonomy places the organism in Eukaryota, Metazoa, Rotifera, Eurotatoria, Philodinida, Philodinidae.
AUGUCGGAGAUACCAAUAGCAAUAACUCAACAAACAGAUCUAUUACCUAUUUUACCUGAAAUUCAUGUUAUUGAACCAAUUGUUCAAUGUGGUGUUCUUUAUCUAGGCACAGCAUCAUCUGGUGCUGGUUUUCAUGGUCUUGAUGCACUUCAAGAACCAUUUUCAUAUCGAUAUCCUGUCGAUGGUACAAAUACAGUUCGAGGUAUUGAUGCGGUACUUUCUAUUUAUGAUAAUGGUAUUCAGUUAGUAUUUACUCGUCAACCACAUGCAGCAAUAUUUUUUCCAAUAGCUUCUCUUAUUUAUUGUUCAAGUUUACGUUUUACAGUUAUUGAAAAUGAUUAUACAAGGUCAACAUCAAUGAUUGAUUGGCGUUUUAUGCCAUUAGAUGCAUUUACAAUUAAUGAAAGUAGACAUCCACCAUUAUUUGGUAUUAUUAUACGACGUACACAAAUUUUACCAGGUGAUGAAUGUCAUUGUUUUAUAACAAAAAAUGUUGAUGCAGCAUUUUCACUUGUUCAAGCUAUAUCACAAGCUUAUGCAACUAUUCAACUGGGAGCUAAUUGUUUAAGAUCACCUAUUUUUUUUCAGUUAGAUCGUUUUGGACGAAGAUUAAGUGAAGCAAAUGGCAUUAUUUAUAUAUCACCAGCUUAUGAUGAUGAUUCAUCUUUGAAUCGAACAAAUACAAAUCGAUUAACAGAUGAAUCUACUAUUCGAAAUUAUCUAUUUGAUCCAACAUAUGGUGGUUUCUUUUAUCGUACUGAUGGAAGUCUUAUUGAACAAUGGCAAUUAUGGGAUGAUGAUGACAAUUUUAUUGAAUCUAGACCACGUCCACCAGCAUCACCUUUUGGAUUACAUGAAGGUCUUUAUCAUGAUGAUACAACACAUGAAAUUCAACGAUAUUUGCGUCGUAUGGAUGAUGAAGAACCUUCUUGUUCAUGUAGUUGUUCGGGUAAAAGUUUAAGUUCAAGUUCAAGUUCUAUUAGUUCAACAUCAACAGAUUAUUCUCGACAGCAUAGUCGACAUUAUUCUAAUAAACAACAAUUAAUAAAUGAUAUUGAUCAAUUUGAUGAAUCAUUUUCACAUUUACAAACAAGUUCAUUUGAACCAAUUUUACCACAGAAUAAUAAUGAAAUAAAACAAACAAAAAAAGCACCAAUUAUAAUUGAAAAAAUCAUACCGAAAUUGACUUCAUCGAUACCUAUUCUUAAUCCUAAUCUACCUCAACAAUCACUGGAUAGUUCAGAUCCUGUACAAGAACUAACGACAACUACUCUUUCACAAACAGAAUUACCUUCUUUUUCAUAUAAAAUAAAUAAACGUGGUGAAAAAAUAACCAAAGAAGGUAAUCGUAUUUUAUUUAUGGAUGUUGUUCAACCGAAUAUACAUAAAAUUCAAGUUAAUCCACAAUCUUAUCAACCACCAACAUCUCAUUUUCGUCCUCGACGACAACGAUUAUCAAAAAAAACACCUGCCAUUGAUAUUCAAAGUCUUCAACGAUUCUGCGAUGAAAACAAUUCUAAAACUCAACGAUAUUUAUAUACAGAUAAUAAAUCACAAAAUCAUUCAAAUAAUACAAAACAUUCAACAACAUCAAAUAUGUUUGAAAUUAUUGAUGGAUAUUUUGAAGAUUAUAAUGGACGUAAAAUAAACUUAAAUAAUCAUCAAGCUCAAUUAAUGAUUAAUCAUUUUGAAACAUUAAGUAAAACAAAUCAACAACGAAAUAUUAAUACUAUUUCAUCAACAAAUAGUUCAAAAAUUGCAACUCAUCAUCGUCGUAGUCGAUCAACAAUAACUACUGGUCCAUCAGUUAAUUAUGUUGAACGUUCUUCAAUACCAUCUUUUUCUUUAAUUCGUAAAUCAUCGAUAGUUAAACAAAAACCAUCAACACCAUCUAUAUUAACUAAUGAAAAAUUUAGUGAGGGUGUAUCAAGUAUUUAUGGAACAGCUCCAUCAAUCAAAUCAAAUUCAUCAUCAAUAUAUCGUCAUAAAAGAAAGCCAUCGAUUAGUACUACUACUACUACUGUUGCCUUAAAUCCAACUUAUAUAUCAGCAUUCCGAUAUAUGAAAAGCAGUAUUAAUCCAAAUUUUCUUCAAAAAUAUCAUGAUGCAUAUUAA